Molecule: messenger RNA, 3139 nt
Organism: Microdochium trichocladiopsis
Lineage: Eukaryota; Fungi; Ascomycota; Sordariomycetes; Xylariales; Microdochiaceae
Exons: 3
Coding region: 20-3061 (1013 amino acids)
Source: RefSeq, a predicted model, not a curated record
GAGCCAUGCAGCAACAGCGAUGUACUGCCACCCCCCAGGCCACGAUUGCCGCGCAGCGGUCGCCGAGGUUGUAAGAAGCGCGCGUUCUGGUUCGUCUAUCUUCGACGAGCUCGCGAACGACAGCCUAGUUCAACUCUGUUUUGAAGAGUGGCUCCGCGCCAGGUCAACGGCGAACGAGCCUCUGGGCAUCUCCCUUCGAAGGGACCCUGUCACAGACGGUCCCUUCUGCAGCUCAUUGAUCCACCAUGCUGCUUCUCAGCAGAGGCAAGGCGACGCCGCUCUCGAUGUGUAUGGCCCCAUUGGCCCAGAAAACACUGCACCAUUACCAGUACGAGCGGAGGUGCCUGUUCAGAGCCACAAUGGCCCUGGGAUGCUGCUAGGAGAACCCAGCGCUUCUGAACCACCUGUGGCAUCGCCAUCGGCCGUGGUAGAUCAUGACACAGGCUCAGAUGCACAAACGCAGGCAAAUAAACGCAAACGGAAGCGAAAACCUAAAAACGGCCCGAAGCCACCUGCAUCUGAUUUAAGCAGCCAAAAUCAGGCGAGAGAUGAGCCGAGAACACCAAAGGGAGCGCCAGAAGUAUCGACUUCGCCAGCUGGAGUCUCUUCUGCCUCAGAAGCUGCAGUCGCUGUCAUACCCGAAGCUGUAGAGCUAAUCGAGAAAUCCGCAAAGGAUCCCUCUGAAUUCUACCAACGUUGUAACGUGUUAUCAAUCGCAACACCGGAAGAUCCACAUCCUAACCGCGCGAGGGAACUGUUUUGUUUCGUGUCUCAAUAUGAAGCUGAUCAUAAAACCGACUGGCUUCGAGCUCUGGUCGCGUACUUGCUUCUUCACAAGCUUGGUCAGAAAAUCUCUGGUUGCCGCUGGGUGCACCUCACCGAGCUCGUGCUCUUGGGCCGGGAAUAUGACCCCAAGGCUUAUACGGCAAUCAAGAAUGCAGGCGCAAAAGGUUUUGUGAUAAACAAGCUUCUGACGGACCUCGCCGAUGAGGAGAACAAUGGACAAGAACCCAGCGACGGGUACGGUCCACUAGCUGUGUUAGCAAAGAAAGACGACACGUUCUUUCUCAAAAUGUACAAGAGAUCGACACUCUACGAACGGUAUCUUCGGCAACUUAAAGAGGAAAAUGUCAUGGAGGCUGCUGCACCCUUUCGCGAGCCAAUGAAGGCAAUCCUCAAAUGCGGCGAGGGCUUAGUCGUGGACGAUUAUGCUACAUCUUGGGCAGACCACUUCCGGCAAAAGCAAAAAGAAUCCUCUACUCUUCCAGUUGUCUCCCCAGAAGCAAGACAACCAAGUCCGGAUACGGGACGUCCGUCGAACGGUAGCGGAGUUGAGCCAGCGCAAGAUAAUGGCAGGCCGGAUGGCGGAGUGGCUACCCAUGAGUCCAUUGCAGCAGCCACGCGGACUUGUCCUCCACCUGCACAAACAUCUCUCGACUUGCUGAGUCAGAUCCGGAACUCAGCGCCAUCUUUGCCACUUGCGACUGCAUGGCUGCCAACCACCGUUCCAGUCUCCCACGAGCCCCUUGUUACUGAUGAUGUCAUUGGGUCUGACUAUGACCUUGGCACUGAUGAAGUCCUUGGCGUUGAUGGCGUGGUUCAGUCUUACCGAAGUGAAGCACGAACCGGAGAGCUUGUACAAUUUGAGCCAACCUCCGCUUUUCCUUCUCGUCAAAUUGCUGCAACCAGGGGUCGGCGGCGAGGCUUAUCAGCAGCAGAUGCGCUCGAAAGUGGUGGCUUGCACAAGCGGGCUCGCAGAGAACCUACUUCGACCACUUUGGAGCAAACCACACCUGCCACACCGUCAGCGAUAGGUGGAGAAAUGCCCAGCAUUUCCGAAGCAGCGAAUGAAGCCUUGGCAGGCAGUUCGGCGAUCACAACUGGUCAUCAGGUCACGGACAUACACAGCGUUAUGGCGCCACGACAGGAAGCAGGCCUCAUCAGUUGCUCGACACGACACAUAGCCACGGUCACCGCCACGUUUGGAGGCAACACAGCCUGUCAGCCACAAUUCCCUUCACCAGACCUCCGACCUCAAGCGAGUCACCAACAGAUCGCAGAGGCAGGCACACAGCACGACAGCGACACAUCGUCUGUCGUCACACCGACUGGUUCUCCCUCCUCGGUGACAUCUGCUCGGGGCACCAAUACUCCUUCGAGCUAUCAGACCGAUGAUGAAGCAAUGAGCGUGGCCCUCGGGUCCCAAACAUGCACCACACCCGACGGUGUCACAAGGACUCCCAAUGUGGCACUCGGACUCGGAGCGCCAUCAGAACCCGGCACGGAGCUUAACGUGCCUGCUCCCACUCCGAUUACCACUCUCAGUCCAACGUCUCCGAUCAAGAUUCUGGUAACCUCUUGCCGUGCCAAGCCAACAGGCAUUCCAGGUCAGUUCGUGUUCGACCCUCCAGGGCCGUGCCAGGUAGCGGAGUUCACGCCAGAAGUAGAAGAAGAGGACGAGUUCCUGGACCCCAAUUUUAGGCCGGGAAUGCCUUCUGGAUACGAGAAAUCUUUCUUCGACGGCUCUACGAUACCAAGCCUGAAGCAAUUAGAGGAAGCGGCCCGUGCACUCAAACCAGGCGAGAUACUAUGUCAGCCUUUGAGUCUGACGAGCCUCACCAUAAAUGGCAGGAAACUAGAGUCUGACGAGUUAGCCUCUAACUUAUCAAAGCUCGACGCAACCAAGCUCGAGUGGCCGCCAUCGUUUACAGAGCCAUUCAAAGCUUGCUUUGAGGAACUCAAACCUCAGAUCGCUAGACUUUACGGGCCUGGGCGAAAAUGCUAUCCAGCGUUUUACUAUCUUGAGUGCGGCACCGUCAAAUGUCCUAAAGACGCCCUCGGAUACCUUUUCAUCCCUGUCGCCACGCUGCUUGUAUCGUCCAAGAGCGCGGGUGAUAACAAAAUUCGUUUCAUCAGGCAUUGCAUCAGAAACAAGAAAGCCGAAACAAUUAUCAUUGGCUCUGUGACCCGACCGGCGUUGAUGAUAAUGCAUAAGAUGGAUUAUGUCCAGGUGCAUGUGUCGCCGAUACUGUUUUUACUUUGCGGAGUCUAUGAGGAGUAAAAUCACAUGUAGCUUUCAAUAGUUAACAACGGAAUUGUACUUGUGUAUUGUACUGAAAAACAAGUGUCUUCUCUAUCA